GAUGCAACGCUGGAAAACAGCUGAUUUGUGAAAUUUUGUUAAAUUGGGGUUAUCAACAAUUUGUUUUCGUAAACAAAUUAAUUCGCAAAACUUUGAACAAAACAAAAUUCAGUCGUUAUGUUGACUGCAAAAAUAGGUAAAGUUGGCAAAGUACUAGUAUGCGGUAUGAAAGGUGUUGGCAAAACGGCGUUGUUGGAGCAACUAAUUUAUGGAAAUGUCAAUAUGGAUACGGAAAUCCACCCCACGAUAGAAGAUAUAUAUGUUGCUAGUGUGGAUACAGGACGUGGUGGCUCACGCGAAACUCUACGUAUUUAUGACAGUGCUGGGCUACAGGGCAAGGGACAACUGCCACGCCACUAUCUUUAUUUCCCAGAUGGUUAUGUAUUGGUAUAUGAUCCUACUGAUCCCAGUAGUUUAGAUAUGUUGGCAGAUAUUAAAACAGAUAUUGAUCGUAACAAGGAGAAAAAAGAUAAUGUUGCCAUAAUAGUUUUGGCUAAUAUGCGUGCACGCAACAGACGUGACUCACCAGCAUCGCCACCUAUACAAGUGACGCAGCCACAAGCACAACAACAGCAGCCAGAUCCAGUGGAGUCUGUCUUGAAUCGGGCAAAUAGUUGGUGUGCUCGUGAACGUAUUAAACAUUACACAGUAAAUGCGAUGGAACGUCCGUCUUUAUAUGAACCAUUUAUAUCGUUGUGCUCCCGUUUGCAUCCACCACCUACAAAGAGUAGUUUCCCACAAUUGCGUCAGGUGAUGCAGAAAACGCAAAAAAGCGAUAGCUAGGACGGGGAAUCGGAUGGUGGCGGUGAUAAUAUGUUGUGGUGCAUUACAGGGUGUCAGCGCAUCGGCGGUGGUGGUGGUGGGCCUUAAGGUUUUACGAGAAGUUAAGCAAUUUCUAAAUGGUAUUAAAAUUCGAAUUUUCUACUGACUAAAAUUAGUACUUAAAUAAUUUAUGUGUAAGGUGUUUAAUACGAAAUGUUAGCUGUUAAGUUAAUUUACAGUGUAAUAAAAAGUAAUGUAAAGUAUUAAUCCGCUA
Molecule: messenger RNA, 1036 nt
Organism: Zeugodacus cucurbitae (melon fly)
Lineage: Eukaryota; Metazoa; Arthropoda; Insecta; Diptera; Tephritidae
Gene: kappaB-Ras
Product: NF-kappa-B inhibitor-interacting Ras-like protein
Exons: 2
Coding region: 118-783 (221 amino acids)
Biological process (GO): canonical NF-kappaB signal transduction
Molecular function (GO): GTP binding; GTPase activity
Source: RefSeq, a predicted model, not a curated record